This is a messenger RNA of Puma concolor (puma), 642 nucleotides long. NCBI's taxonomy places the organism in Eukaryota, Metazoa, Chordata, Mammalia, Carnivora, Felidae. The record is from RefSeq and is a predicted model, not a curated record.
AUGCUGGCUUGUGCGCUGAAGUUCCUCCUGUACUGCGAGGGCACGCGCUUCACGGAGAAGAAGCACCGCGUCAGCAUGGAGGUGGCCGCCUCCAAGGGGCUGCCCGCCCUCAAGUACCACCUGCUGCCUCGAACCAAGGGCUUCACCACGGCGGUCCAGUGCCUCCGGGGGACAGUCGCAGCCGUGUAUGACGUCACGCUGAAUUUCCGCGGAAACAAGAACCCGUCUUUGCUGGGGAUCCUCUACGGGAAGAAGUACGAGGCAGACAUGUGCGUGAGGAGAUUCCCUCUGGAAGAGAUCCCGCUGGAUGAAAAGGAAGCAGCUCAGUGGCUCCACAAACUGUACCAGGAGAAGGACGCGUUGCAGGAGAUGUAUAACCAGAAGGGCGUGUUUCCGGGAGAGCAGUUCAAACCUGCCAGAAGGCCGUGGACGCUUCUGAAUUUCCUCUUCUGGGCCACGGUCCUGCUGUCUCCUCUUUUCAGCUGUGUCUUCGGCGUCUUUGCGAGUGGUUCCCCCCUCCUGAUCCUGACGUUCCUGGGGUUUGUGGGGGCAGCUUCCUUUGGAGUCCGCCGGCUAAUAGGAGUAACUGAAAUAGAAAAAGGCUCUAGCUACGGAAACCAAGAAUUUAAGAAAAAGGAGUGA